UUAAUUGGUUAAGACCAAAAAGCCACACUUUGCUGCUUUAGAAACUAACGCAUUCACGAAACCAUGCACUAAAAAUUGAUUUCUGUUAUCUAAACUUCCCAAAAAGAAACUAUAGUUUCUUAUCAACAAAAAUAUAUAUAUUGGGUAUUACUCUACCAUUCCGUUUUGCUUAAGCCAAAAUGUCUACCCCAACAUCAAAUUUUGAAGUGAACCCAUUUGACAAUACAUGUCAAUCUUCUUCUCCACCACCAUCACUAAUCAAACAAAAAUGUUCAACAAAGCUUAUGCAAAUAUUAUUUUCCGAGUUAAAAACACAACGGACUAUAGCCCUUCCUUUAUUAGCAAUGAAUUUGACAUGGUUCGCAAAAAUAGUGAUCACAACGGCUUUCCUAGGCCAGCUUGGAGAGCUCCGGUUAGCUGGAGGCACUCUUGGCUUCACUUUUGCUAAUGUAACUGGCUUCUCUGUCUUAAAUGGGCUAUGUGGUGCCAUGGAACCUAUCUGUGGUCAAGCUUAUGGGGCUAAAAAUUUUAGGCUAUUACACAAAACCCUUAUCAUGACAAUUUUCUUGUUGCUAUUAGCAACUCUUCCUAUAUCUUUCUUGUGGCUUAAUGUCGAGACAAUUCUAAUCCAUUUUGGCCAACAACAAGAGAUUUCACUUGUUGCAAAAACCUACCUUUUAUAUCUUCUCCCUGACUUGGCAAUCACUUGCUUACUUUGUCCUCUCAAAGCCUACUUGAGUUCACAAGGUAUGACAAUUCCUAUAAUGUUUAGCUCAGCUCUAGGCCUAGCCUUUCACAUACCCAUAAAUAUUUUCCUCGUAAAAAGCAGGGGUCUUGAGGGAAUACCCAUGGCUAUAUGGAUAACUGAUCUUAUAGUAAUGAUUUUACUAGCUUUAUAUGUGUUGGUGAAGGAAAAUAGUAAAGGAGGGAAGUGGAAAGAGGGAGGAUGGUUAGACCAAGGAGUUGAAGACUGGCUAAGGUUGCUAAAGCUUUGCGGACCGUGCUGCCUAACCAGCUGCCUUGAAUGGUGGUGUUGGGAGAUCUUAGUCUUGCUCACUGGGCGAUUGUCGAAUGCAAAGCAAGCAGUAGGAGUGUUAGCUAUUGUGUUGAACUUUGAUUACUUGCUGUUCUCUGUAAUGCUUUCACUAGCCACUUCUGCUUCAAUUCGUGUGUCAAAUGAGCUUGGGGCUAAUCAAGCAGGCUCUGCUUACCGCUCAGCUAAUGUUUCACUGGCGGUGAGUUCGGUUUCAGGUUGCAUUGGUGCGUUGGUGAUGGUAGGAGCAAGAGGUAUAUGGGGGCCUUUGUUUAGCCAUGACAAAGGCAUUGUAAGAGGUGUAACGAAGAUGAUGUUGCUAAUGGCGUUGAUAGAAGUGGUGAACUUUCCUCUGGCAGUUUGUGGAGGAAUCGCGAGAGGAACUGCCAGGCCAUGGUUGGGUAUGUACGCAAAUGUUGGUGGAUUCUAUUUAAUUGCUUUGCCAGUAGCUGUGCUUUUAGCCUUUAAAGCUGGACUUGGGCUUGGGGGGUUGCUGUUAGGUUUCCUGGUUGGGUUGGCAGCUUGCUUGAUGUUGUUAGUGGUGUUUAUUAUGAAGAUUGACUGGAAUGUAGAAGCUGGCAAAGCACAAAAACUAGCCAGUAACAUGGAAGAGACUAUUCAAGACAGAGAAAAUCAUAAAACUAGUGAUACAGUUGACAGUGCUUAUGUAUAAGAAUAACUUGGAAACAUUUGUUUCGUUUUGGUAUGUUAUAAUCAUAUCCUAAUUCAUCCGAUAGAUUCAUCUA
Messenger RNA from Jatropha curcas, 1779 nucleotides. Its product is annotated as MATE efflux family protein. The record is from RefSeq and is a predicted model, not a curated record. Gene Ontology annotation, cellular component: membrane. Gene Ontology annotation, molecular function: xenobiotic transmembrane transporter activity; antiporter activity. NCBI's taxonomy places the organism in Eukaryota, Viridiplantae, Streptophyta, Magnoliopsida, Malpighiales, Euphorbiaceae. Gene Ontology annotation, biological process: xenobiotic detoxification by transmembrane export across the plasma membrane.